Molecule: messenger RNA, 3226 nt
Organism: Xyrauchen texanus (razorback sucker)
Lineage: Eukaryota; Metazoa; Chordata; Actinopteri; Cypriniformes; Catostomidae
Gene: nfe2l2a
Product: nfe2 like bZIP transcription factor 2a
Exons: 5
Coding region: 157-1914 (585 amino acids)
Biological process (GO): cellular response to oxidative stress; regulation of transcription by RNA polymerase II
Cellular component (GO): nucleus
Molecular function (GO): RNA polymerase II cis-regulatory region sequence-specific DNA binding; DNA-binding transcription factor activity, RNA polymerase II-specific
Source: RefSeq, a predicted model, not a curated record
UUUCAUAACUCCAUAGACAGCAUUUCCUUCACAAUCUGUCGACGACAUCCGACGUAUUUAUUUCAAGCUUUAUUUCAUUUAGCGCUUAAGGAUUACAUACGAAGAAGUCACAUUAGGAGUUACGGCGCAAAAAGGAGAGAUUAUCUCUCGGAAAUUAUGGAAAUUGAAUUGCCUAAAAUGCAUCCAAGCCAACAGGAUAUGGAGCUGAUAGAUAUCCUGUGGAGACAAGAUGUGGACCUGGGAGCAGGGAGGGAGGUGUUUGACCUCAUCUACAGACAGAAGGAGGUGGAGUUGCGUCGACAGCGGGAGCAGGAGGAGGAGAAGCAGCAGCAGCAGUUGCGGGAACAGGAGAAAGCUCUGCUUGCACAACUCCAGCUGGACGAGGAGACUGGGGAGUUUGUGCCACGGACCACACCGGCCGCCAGCGCUCCAACGCAAGAGAACACGACAAAUGCCGAAAUCAUACAGAAUGGGGCAUUCGCUGAGGGAGACACAAUGUCAUUUGAUGAGUGCAUGCAACUCCUAGCGGAAACUUUUCCCCUGGAUGAGCCAACAGAGCCAGCUCCGCCCUGCCUGGAUCCCUCGAUUCCCCCUUCAACAGAGCUUAUGAUGCCCCCAGACAUGCCAGGCUUUAACCAGAAUCCUAUGUUGCCAGGCUCUCUGGAUCAGGUGUGGAUGGAGUUGCUCUCCCUCCCAGAGAUGCAGCAGUGUCUGAGCAUGCAGAUGCAGGAAACAUUAGAUUUGGAUGGAUACAUGAACACAAGCCCAUCUGGAGAAGCACAGGACACAAACUACUGCCAAUACCUGCCUGGGAUGGACCAUGUCUCCUCCACCCCCACAGAGUUGUGUCCUCCUGAAUACUUCAACACUAUGGUUUCACCCAACCUCAGUCAGAUGAGCCUGAAUGGCCCAGAAGUGAGCUACAAGUUUGGAUCUGAUGAAUUGUGUAAGCAGUUUUAUCCUGAAAUGGAAGUUAAACUGAACAGCGGCUCAGUGAACUCUGAUGAAGGAAAUAUGGUCAGCCAAAUGGCUGAGAUUCCCAGCGAUCCUCCAGUGAACCCCAUGGAUCUCCACAGCUUCUCUCCUGUAAACAUCAGCUCGGGAAAACCAGAACUUAUGGUGGAAUUCCCAGAUUCUGAUUCCGGGUUGCCUCUUGAUGCCAGUCCUUAUAUGAGUUCUCCAGGGAAGUCCUUGCAUGGAGAUGGAUCCUACAGUUUUAGCGAUUCCGACUCAGAAGAUAUGGACGGUAGUCCGGGAAGCACGGAGUCAGAUUAUUCUGAGAUUUUCCCGUUGGUUUACCACAUGGAUAUUGCUCAGGUGUCUCUCUCUGAGAAAACCUCGGUAGAUCUGCAGGAGAUGAAAGUAAAAAACCCAAAGAUAGAGCCGGCAGAGGCCAGUGGCUACUCCAAACCUCCCUUCACCAAAGACAAGCAGAAGAAACGCUCCGAGGCCAGGCUCUCCCGUGACGAACAGAGAGCAAAAGCCUUGCAGAUCCCCUUCACUGUGGACAUGAUCAUCAAUCUUCCAGUAGAUGACUUCAAUGAGAUGAUGUCCAAACAACAUCUCAAUGAGGCUCAACUCGCCCUCAUCAGAGACAUCCGCCGCCGGGGCAAGAACAAAGUCGCCGCGCAGAACUGUCGCAAAAGGAAGUUGGAGAACAUUGUGGGCCUCGAGUAUGAGCUGGACUCGCUGAAGGAGGAGAAGGAAUGCUUGAUGAAGGAGAAGAGUGAACGUAGCACCAGUCUGAGAGAGAUGAAGCAACAGUUGAGUACUCUGUACCAAGAGGUAUUCAGUAUGCUUAGAGACGAGCAAGGCAGGCCUUUCUCGGCCAACAAGUACUCCCUUCAGCACACCGCAGAUGGAACUGUUUUCCUGGUUCCUCGCCUUAAAAAGACUCCCGUUAAGAACAAAUAAAUCUGUUCCAUCUCCUCUCCCCUUCCAUACUUGCUUCUGUUUUUUGGUACUGCUUUUCUCUUGCCAAAACUUUAGGCGCAACAAGUUAAUGACAAGUUAUAAAAGCAACAUGUGUCAUAACCAGCCAUUAUCGCAACAAGCAGCAGGACAAUUAUUUGCUUACUGCAUUCUAUUUCUUGGUUAAUUCUUUCAUGCCUUUAUUUUUUUUUUUUUUUUUUGUGCUAGGUAGCCUACCACCUACCAUGAAAUCUCAUUGAUCAAAAAUCCUGUUCCACAUAACUGUACAUAAAUUAUGUGUUCCAUUCAACUCAAAAAGUUUACAUUUCUUACAAGGAAGUGCAGUGGAACGCCAUUUGAUGCUAGACUCAAACUUGCGUGGUUAUCGGCAACUUCGAUUUCGCUGAGGUGCAACUGCGUGACAUCAUGAAAUCAUUUCAGCACUCAUGGAGUUAAUGAUAAUAGCAUUCACUUUUCUUGAAAAAUAUCCAAUGAGCUAACUUUCCUUCAUUACAAAAUAAAACGUUUGCAGGUACAGGUAAUCGAAAAAAGUAAAUUAUACUCCUUUGAUACUGUAAACCUGUAGAAUAAAUGCUAGCAAUGCUGAGAGUCCCCCAGCCACUGGGUGUUGCAUCAGGAAAGUCAUCCAGUGUAAAACCUGUGCCAAGUCAAAUAUGUGGAUCAUGAAUGGUCUGCUGUGGCGACCACGAACAGGAGCAGCCGAAAGAAGAAAUGCUAGCAAUGCUAUAUCAUUUGCCAAUUUAGUUACAGUUGUUUAAUUACACGCCAUUUUCCAAGCAUCUGGCAAUUGAAUGUCUUUAUGGUUGGAGAUCGAAGAUGCCAAGUGUCCCUCAUCCGACUGAAUGGAACACACCAUAAACUUAGAAUAUGUUCUGAUGGGCUGUGAGUGUGUCACAUUGUGCUCAGUUUCACAUUUAAUGCAGACUUAAUGGAAGGAAACUUGUUGCAUGAUGCCUGGUUAGGAUAUGGUGCAAGUUUUAUGAAAAGAAAAACUAAAAAGGAGCGUAUUUUGCUUAUACAUCAACUGAUGAAAUGGCAGAACUAUUAUAUAAAUUUUGUGUAUUCUACUUUCCUAAUUUUCUUAAUCUGUGCUAGAUUUUCUACUCCUUUAUAUUUUCUCUGAGAUUCUUUUACCUACGUGGUUUGUAAAUAAAUUUAUACUUUAUUUGCUGUUGAAAUAGGAUAAAUGUACUGUAUAUAAAAAUAGAUUCUACAUUCUAGUAUGUUAAUAACUGCAGUGAUUAUAUUAAGUUAGCACUUAAGUCAGAUUUUAUAUCUUAAUUUACAAUUGUAU